This is a messenger RNA of Dioscorea cayenensis subsp. rotundata (Guinea yam), 530 nucleotides long. RefSeq lists its product as uncharacterized. NCBI's taxonomy places the organism in Eukaryota, Viridiplantae, Streptophyta, Magnoliopsida, Dioscoreales, Dioscoreaceae. The transcript has a single exon. The record is from RefSeq and is a predicted model, not a curated record. The coding region runs from base 45 to 410 and encodes 121 amino acids.
CUCUCUCUCUCUCUCUGUUUCUCUAGAUGUGAAACCCUAAAGCAAUGGUAGACGAAGGAGGACGCGGAGCGCCACACGGAGUACUCCUAGCCGUAGUAGUAGGCGUCGUAGUCUCCGGCCCCUUCCUUCUCGGCGACGGCGGCGAAGCCCUGAUACAAGCCUUCUCCGAUCUCCUCAGCCCUGCCGGCCUCCUCCUUCUCCCCGUCUCUCUCCUUCUCCUCAUCCGCUUCCUCUCCUCUGACCGCGCCAACGCCCUCUCCGACCUCCUCUCCAUCGGCGGCGGCUCCCCGGACUCCAUCCACCGCGUCGGCGGCUCCCCUGUCGGCGUCGCCCUCAUCCUCAUCCUUCUCCUCUUCCUUCUCUACAACCGCUUUUCCCUCUUCGGCGGCGACGGCGACGGCGACGAGUAGAUGAUUUUACUGUAUUGCCCUUAUCCUUUCUGUUACUGUUCCGAUCUAUCCCGGGGCUCUUUUGUCUUUUCAUGUGUUCCAGCUUUGUAAAUUUCGAACGCAUCUUUGAUUUUACUGUUA